ACAACUAAGAAAUGAGUUCACAACCAAAUUUAACUCCACCAGGAAAUUCAGCCCCAAAAAAAACGGUUCGCAAGAUCCCCGAGGAGUCCUCAAUAUCCACUGUCCACCCGGUGGCCACAUCUACACCAACUUAUAUGACACGCAACCGCCAAAGGCUUCUAUCGCUCCAGAUGGAUUCUAAUGCAUUCAUUUCGAAAAAUUCGUCAUUGGUGGAUCCAAUUCCACCCACGUUCGAGCAUAUUCGUGGCCGAAAGGAUAUUCACGAUCCUAGUACUCCAAAAACUCCUAUAUUCCCAAGGACUAGAUCCCGGAAUUUACCAAAUACUCCAGUGCGUGUUACCUCAAAUAAAAAUACCCCUAAGCCGAAGACACCGGCUCAAAAAAAGAAAACUCCUGCAAAGACGCCAAAAAAGACUCAAAAAACUACGCAAAAUAUUGCAGCAUUAAAUUCACCGCCAGCAGUGGAAUCACACAUUGAUUCAACCGAGAUGUCACUGAAAAUUCUGCCAAAGAACUCAUCAGAAAAAUCAAUUAUAUUACCAGAAUCACAAAUGGUGUCCCCAUCGAAACCUUCGAAAGAGCUAUCAAUUGAAGAACCAGUGAAGUUGCCAACGAUAUCAUCAAAGAUGUCAUUAAUGAUUUCGUCGAUGAAGUCUGCACUUAAGCGAAAGAUGUCUCGUGAAGUAAAUUCACCUGAAGAAGUAUCCAAUAGGGAAAAUUCCGCUGCAGAAGAUAGUUCGGAGUCGCCUUUAAAAAAGGCUCGUCUCAAUAUAUUCCAAGUUAAUUUGGGAUCACCAUUCUCCAUGAUACGCUGCAAGAAACUUAAAUCAAUCGCAGUAGAUGAAAAUCAGGAAUCAUAUGAAGCACCUCCUGUUAAUUUAGGCCAAAUCAACACAAGUAUGGGCAUGGAGUCCACUGAAACCACCAACUGUUGUACAACAAAGAAAGCAAGGAUUAACCAAUUAUGUUUUAUUUCGUAA
This is a messenger RNA of Drosophila erecta, 980 nucleotides long. Its product is annotated as probable serine/threonine-protein kinase nek3. NCBI's taxonomy places the organism in Eukaryota, Metazoa, Arthropoda, Insecta, Diptera, Drosophilidae. The transcript has a single exon. The coding region runs from base 12 to 980 and encodes 322 amino acids. The record is from RefSeq and is a predicted model, not a curated record.